Melanotaenia boesemani (Boeseman's rainbowfish) is the source of this 14838-nucleotide messenger RNA. It is a transcript of the gene huwe1, whose product is annotated as HECT, UBA and WWE domain containing E3 ubiquitin protein ligase 1. The record is from RefSeq and is a predicted model, not a curated record. Gene Ontology annotation, biological process: protein polyubiquitination; proteasome-mediated ubiquitin-dependent protein catabolic process; positive regulation of protein catabolic process. The transcript is spliced from 82 exons. The coding region runs from base 332 to 14101 and encodes 4589 amino acids. Gene Ontology annotation, cellular component: nucleus; Golgi membrane. Lineage: Eukaryota; Metazoa; Chordata; Actinopteri; Atheriniformes; Melanotaeniidae. Gene Ontology annotation, molecular function: protein binding; zinc ion binding; ubiquitin-protein transferase activity.
UGUACGUCUGACGGAUGAGCACAUUUUUUUCAUUUAACUGAGUAGCCGACAGUCCGUUUGCUCGAAAGAAAAUUUAAAACAAAACUCGCAGUGUAACGUUAGAUCAGUCCGAGAAUGAUUCAGCGAGUUAUAAUGCAUUUCUGCCUGCUGCUCAACCAACGAUAGCUAGCUGUUUAGCUAGCUGGCGCGUGCCCCCACUGUCUAACCGUGAAAACGGGGAAACCGAAUCUUAAGAAAGUGGCGUUUCCCUUUACAGGUAAUGUGACUGGGGCAUGCUUUGUAAUGGGUGUUGCCAAAUAGUUCUCUGAGCGGCAAAAAGAGAUUAUCUACAAUGAAGGUUGACCGAAGCAAGUUAAAGAAAACUCCUACGGAAGCUCCUGCAGACUGUAGGAUUCUAAUAGAGAAACUCAAGGCAUGCAGUGAUGAACAACUAUUGGUUGAACUGCAGCACAUCAAGACAUGGAAUAUUGGCAAGUGUGAGCUCUACCAUUGGGUAGAUCUGCUGGAUCGCUUUGAUGGCAUUCUAUGUGAUGCAGGCCAGACAGUGGAGAAUAUGUCAUGGCUGCUAGUGUGUGACCGUCCAGACAAUGGACAGCUUAAAGCCUUGCUUUUGGCAGUGCUCAACUUCACAGCUCUGCUCAUUGAGUAUAGUUUCUCUAGGCAUCUGUACAGCUCCAUAGAGCACUUAACCACCUUGUUAGCAUCAUGUGACAUGCAAGUGGUCCUGUCUGUGCUGAACCUACUCUAUGUGUUCAGUAAGCGUUCCAACUAUAUCACAAGACUUGGAUCUGAUAAAAGGACCCCUCUUCUGGCCCGUCUGCAACACCUGGCUGAGAGUUGGGGUGGGAAGGAAAAUGGGUUUGGACUUGCUGAAUGCUGCAGGGAUCUACCGAUGAUGAAGUAUCCUCCCAGUGCCACCACACUGCACUUUGAGUUUUACGCUGAACCAGGCCCAGAGGUCAAAGUAGAAAGAAAGCAGUCGAGUAGUAACACACUACACUAUAUCCAUAUCGAGCAGCUUGAUAAGAUUUCAGAAAGUCCAUCUGAGAUCAUGGAGUCACUGACGGUGAUGUACAACAUCCCUAAGGACAAGCAGACCCUACUGUUCACACAUAUUCGACUUGCCCAUGGGUUCUCAAAUCACAAGAAGAGGUUACAAGCCGUGCAAGCCCGACUGCAUGCUAUCUCUAUACUGGUUUAUUCAAAUGCACUCCAAGAGUCAGCCAACAGUAUUCUGUACAAUGGCUUGAUAGAGGAGCUGGUGGAUGUCUUGCAGAUUACAGACAAACAGCUUGUGGACAUCAAGGCAGCAUCUUUGCGCACUUUAACUUCAAUUGUCCAUUUGGAGAGAACACCAAAGCUUUCCAACAUCAUCGACUGCACUGGCACAGCAUCCUAUCACGGCUUCUUGCCUGUAUUGGUUCGUAACUGUAUACAGGCAAUGAUUGAUCCUCUGAUGGAGCCAUACCCACACCAGUUUGCAACAGCACUGUUCUCAUUCCUUUACCACCUGGCUAGCUAUGAUGCUGGAGGGGAAGCCCUCGUGUCUUGUGGCAUGAUGGAAGCCCUUCUAAAGGUGAUCAAGUUCUUGGGUGAUGAGCAGGACCAGAUCACCUUUGUGACGCGAGCUGUGCGGGUUGUGGACCUCAUCACCAACCUCGACAUGGCUGCCUUUCAGUCCCACAGCGGCCUUUCAAUUUUCAUCUGCAGGCUAGAGCAUGAGGUUGACCUGUCACGGAAAGAGUGCCCUUUUGUCAUCAAGCCAAAGAUCCAGAGGCCUAGUGCAACUGUGGAGUCUGAGGACAUGGACACAGAUAUGGAGAUGUCAGAAGUUGCCAUGGAGAGCAGCCCUGGACCAUCAACUUCUGGUUCCAGACCAGAGUCAGACCACCGAGCACAGAGCAGCUCUGCUAAUGCACCUCGUGCAGGUAUGCAGUGUAUCCCCCAGAGGGCUGCUCUGUUGAAAUCAAUGUUAAAUUUCUUAAAGAAAGCCAUCCAGGACCCUGCCUUUUCUGAUGGCAUUCGCCAUGUAAUGGAUGGGUCCCUGCCUACCUCACUCAAGCACAUCAUCAGUAAUGCGGAAUAUUAUGGCCCUUCACUUUUCCUAUUAGCAACAGAGGUGGUGACGGUUUUUGUGUUCCAGGAGCCAUCCCUGCUCUCUUCCCUGCAGGAUAAUGGUCUCACUGAUGUCAUGCUGCAUGCCCUUCUAAUCAAAGAUGUUCCCGCUACCCGUGAGGUGCUGGGUUCUCUUCCCAAUGUGUUCAGUGCCCUCUGCCUGAAUGCCAGAGGCCUGCACUCUUUCGUUCAGUGCCAGCCCUUUGAGCGCCUCUUCAAAGUGCUUUUGUCCCCUGACUAUUUGCCUGCAAUGCGACGGCGCCGUAGCUCUGACCCUUUGGGUGACACUGCAUCAAACUUGGGCAGUGCUGUGGAUGAACUCAUGAGGCACCAGCCCACUUUGAAGACAGAUGCAACUACUGCCAUUAUUAAGUUAUUGGAAGAGAUCUGCAACUUGGGUCGAGCUCCUGAAUACAUCUGCCAGAAACCGUCUAUCCAGAAAGCAGAUGGCACUGUGGCUGUGCCACCAGCACGCUCCAGCCACGCUGCAGAAGAAGCUUCAAGUGAGGAUGAAGAAGAGGAGGAGGCCCUUCACACAUUCAGCCAGCAGCAGGGGGAACCAGAGAGCAACAGACAGUCAGUGCCACUUGAACUGGUGGUAGGCACUGAAGAACGGAUACCAAUUCCUCUAAUGGAUUAUAUUCUGAAUGUGAUGAAGUUUGUUGAAUCCAUACUAAGCAACAACACCACAGAUGAUCAUUGUCAGGAGUUUGUCAACCAGAAGGGUCUGCUGCCUUUGGUUUCUAUUCUGGGUUUGCCCAACUUACCCAUAGACUUCCCCACUUCAGCAGCCUGCCAAGCUGUGGCUGGUGUCUGCAAGUCCAUAUUGACACUCUCACAUGAGCCUAAGGUACUUCAGGAGGGUUUGUGUCAGCUGGACAGUAUUCUGACUUCUCUGGAGCCUCUCCAUCGACCAAUUGAGGUGCCUGGUGGGUCUGUGCUUCUCAGAGAGCUGGCUAAUGCGGGCCAUGUCACAGAUGCUACAUUGUCAGCCCGUGCUACACCGCUCCUACAUGCUCUUACCGCAGCCCAUGCCUACAUCCUCAUGUUUGUCCAUACUUGCCGAGUUGGACAGAGUGAAAUCAGAGCUAUCUCAGUAAACCAGUGGGGCUCCCAGCUGGGAUUGAGUGUCCUGAACAAGCUCAGUCAGCUUUACUGCUCUUUAGUAUGGGAAAGCACUGUGCUGCUGUCCCUUUGCACUCCUAACAGUCUGCCUCCAGGAUGUGAGUUUGGCCAGGCUGACAUGCAGAAACUGGUGCCCAAAGAGGAGAAGCCGUCUGGCAGCACUGCAGCAACAACAGGCUCUAGCUCCAGAAGAGCUGAAACUGAUGCAGGGUCUGUGGAAUCAUCUGCUGGUGGCUUGUUGGAAGGAAUGGGGUUAGAUGGGGACACCUUGGCUCCUAUGGAGACAGAUGAACCCUCUACAUCAGACCCUAAGACAAAGUCCAAACUUAGCCCAGCCAUGGCCACUCGCAUCAAACAAAUAAAACCUCUACUUUCUGCUUCAUCUAGGCUUGGAAGAGCUCUGGCUGAGCUCUUUGGCCUGCUAGUAAAGUUAUGUGUAGGCUCCCCAGUGCGCCAGCGCCGGUCUCACCAUGCCACAAGCACAGGAACCACCCCUACGCCUGCUGCCCGGGCCACUGCCUCUGCCCUUACCAAACUUCUCACCAAAGGUCUAAGUUGGCAGCCCCCACCCUACACACCCACACCUCGCUUUAGGCUGACCUUCUUCAUCUGCUCGGUGGGUUUUACAUCUCCCAUGCUGUUUGAUGAGAGGAAGUACCCAUACCACCUCAUGCUUCAGAAGUUCUUUUGCUCUGGUGGACAUGAUGCCUUAUUUGAGACAUUUAACUGGGCCUUGUCAAUGGGUGGGAAGGUCCCUGUGUCUGAGGGCCUGGAGCAUGUUGAUCUCCCAGAUGGUACAGGGGAGUUUCUGGAUGCCUGGUUAAUGCUUGUGGAGAAGAUGGUUAAUCCAAGCACUGUGCUGGACUCACCCCACUCCUUGCCUGCUAAAAUGCCAGGGGUCACACCCACCAUGCCGCAGUUCAGUGCCCUUCGAUUUCUUAUAGUCACUCAAAAGGCUGCAUUCAACUGCAUUCGCAGUCUCUGGAACAGAAAGCCACUGAAAGUGUAUGGAGGCAGGAUGGCUGAAUCCAUGCUGGCUAUCCUCUGCCACAUACUAAGAGGGGAGCCUGUUAUCCAGGAGCGCUUGGCUAAGGAGAGAGAGGGAACGAUUCGCCCAGAGGAAGAAGGAACCCCCACUGGUUCUUUGGGACCCAGCGGGGUCUCAGGAGGAUCUUCAGCAGGUGGAGAAGCACCAGCAGUAGGUGGAGCCACUUCUGGAGGGCCAGCAGGAGGGUCAGCUGAUGAUUCUACUAAUUCUGCAGCUCGUCGUGAGCCCCAGGUUAACCAGGCUCAGCUCACACAGGAAAGAUGCAGAGGGAGAGAGAGACACGCACAGGUCCACCAGCAGCAGCUCCAGCAGCUGAUGGAUAUGGGCUUCUCAAGGGAACAUGCCAUGGAGGCUCUACUGAACACCAGCACCAUGGAGCAGGCCACAGAGUACUUGCUCACACAUCCUCCUCCCCUUCUUGGUGGAGCAGUCAGGGAUUUGACAAUGUCUGAAGAGGAUCAGAUGAUGAGGGCAAUUGCCAUGUCACUUGGGCAAGAGGUCAGCAUGGAGCAGCGCUCCGAUUCUCCUGAGGAAGCAGCACGAAGGCGUGAGGAGGAAGACAGGAGAGCCAGGGAGCGGGCAGAAGAAGAAGAAGCACGCUGUUUGGAGCGUUUCAUGGAGGCUGAACCUCUGGACCCCCAAGAGUUGCACACUUUCACUGAUUCUAUGCUGCCUGGCUGCUUCCAUCUCUUAGAUGAGCUGCCUGACACAGUCUACAGACUAUGUGACCUGCUGAUGACUGCCAUCAAGAGGAGUGGCCCUGAGUACAGGGACCUCAUUCUUGGUCAAGUAGUUCACCAGGUAUGGGAGGCUGCAGACGUUCUGAUUAAGGCAGCUGAGCCCUUGACUACCAGUGACACAAAGACUGUGUCUGAAUGGACCCGACAGAUGGCAACACUGCCACAGGCCUCCAAACUGGCUACACGAAUUCUGCUGCUAACAUUGCUCUUUGAGGAACUGAAGUUAUUGGGUGCUCGAGUGGUGGAGAGUAGUGGGAUUCUUGAUUUGCUGAUUAAGCUACUCGAGGUUGUACAGCCUUGUCUGCAGGCAGCUAAAGAGCACAAAGACAUCCAGACACCAAAAUGGAUCACACCAGUGCUGCUGAUCAUUGAUUUCUAUGAGAAGAUGGCAGUUUCUUCUAAGCGAAGGGAACAAAUGAACAAGUAUCUGCAGCCAAAUGGAAAUAACUGGCGAUGGUUUGAUGACCGCUCAGGCCGUUGGUGUAGUUACAGUGCAUCCAACAACAGUACCAUUGACUCAGCAUGGAGAGCUGGGGAAAGCAGUGUCCGGUUCACAGCUGGGAGGAGAAGAUACACUGUACUGUUUAACACCAUGGUGCAGGUAAACGAAGAGACUGGUAAUAGAAGGCCAGUGAUGCUCACUGUCCAGAGAGUGCCUCGUGUUCCCAAGCAUUCCAAGACGGGCAGUGUUCCUGAUUCGGAAAGAGAGGAGUCAGACAGGAGCAAGGUGGAAGAAAGUCAGACUGACCUCGACUCGGUGGCAUCGGUGGAGAUAAGUGCUCCUAAAGAUGGUUCCAGCCACCUGAAGGAGACCAUCUCUGGCCCCCCAUCUUCCCUUGAGUCGGACUACUCUCAGGGAUCUGACAUUGUUGUCAAAGGCCUGACCGAAGACAUGACCACCGUUCUUAUUCGGGCCUGUGUCAGUAUGAUAAGUGUUCCUGUAGACCCUGACACCCUUCAUGCCACAUUGCGUCUCUGUUUACGUCUUACACGCAACCACCACUAUGCAAUGAUGUUUGCUGAGCUAAAGAGUACAAGGAUGAUUCUGGGGCUGACACAGAGCUCUGGCUUCAAUGGCUUCACCCCACUUGUUACUCUGCUGUUCAGACACAUCAUAGAAGAUCCGGCCACACUACGGCACACAAUGGAAAAGGUGGUGAGGUCAGCUGUGACCAGCGGAGCAGGUAGCACCACAUCAGGGGUGGUGUCAGGCAGCCUGGGUUCCAGAGAAAUCAAUUAUAUCCUCCGCGUCUUGGGCCCUGCCGCCUGUCGCAACCCUGAAUGUUUUAUUGAAACAGCUAGCAAUUGUAUCCGCAUUGCCCUGCCUGCACCCCGUGGAGCUGGCACAACAUCUGAUGAUGAGUUUGAAAACCUCCGAAUAAAGGGGCCCAAUGCUGUACAGCUAGUAAAGACCACUCCUCUUAAACUGUCACCCUUGCCGCCCAUCCCUGACACUAUCAAGGAGGUCAUCUAUGACAUGCUAAAUGCCUUGGCUGCCUACCAUGCUCCAGAAGAACCUGAGCGUACAGAUGAACGUGCUGCAGCUGUACCUGGUAGUCAAGAUCUGUGUCAGAUUUUGCAGGAUGUCGGUGAUGAUGUUUAUCAGCAGUACCGACUCACACGGCAGGGAAGUGACUUUGACUCACAGUCAGCAUUCCAUAUCAAUGCUCAAGUGUUUGCUACUGAUGGAGGUGUGGCUGAGUCUUCCCAGACUGGAACACCACAGGGAGAGGCCUCCACGCCAGAAGAGAUGCGUGAGGAGAAGAAAGAACAGGAGGGAGAGAAGGGUACCAACUCAGAUGAGAGUAAAGCAGCUAAAGCGAAGGCAAGCAAGCCUCUGAUGCCUACAUCUACCAUCCUGAGACUGCUGGCAGAACUUGUGCGCUCCUAUGUGGGCAUCGCUACACUGAUCACCUCCUACAGCUACACAGCAGGACAGUCUGAGCUUAUUAAGGAGGAUUGCAGUGUUCUAGCCUUUGUGCUCGACCACCUACUGCCUCACACACAGAAUUCAGAGGAUAAGGAUACGCCCGCUUUAGCACGUCUCUUUCUAGCCAGUCUGGCAGCUGCUGGUACAGGCACUGAUGCUCAGGUGGCCCUAGUGAAUGAGGUAAAGGCUGCCCUUAGUCGAGCUCUAGGGAUGGCAGAAGGUGCAGAAAAACAUGCCAGGCUUCAAGCGGUGAUGUGUAUUAUAAGCACGAUCAUGGAAUCAUGUCCUUCCACAUCCAGUUUCUACAGCACAGCAGCAGCCAAGACACAACAUAAUGGCAUGAACAAUAUCAUCAGGCUUUUCCUUAAGAAAGGACUGGUCAAUGACUUGGCCCGUGUGCCUCACAGCUUGGAUUUGUCCAGUCCCAACAUGGCCAACACUGUGAAUGCUGCACUGAAGCCUCUGGAGACUCUGUCACGUAUUGUAAACCAGCCAAGCAGUCUAUUUGGGAGCAAAGGAGGUUCCAGCAAGAGCAAGACGGAACAUGAUACUGUGGGCACUCCGCGGGACAGCAACAGCAACACACAAGACCAAGGAGAGCCUGGUGAGGCAGAACCAGUGGAUGGCAGCCACCGGGUCCAGGGAACAGAUAACGACUUGAUGGAUGGAGAAGCAGAAGGAGACACAGUAGUUAUUGCUGGGCAACCAGAGGUUCUGAGCACACAAGCAAUGCAGGUGGAGAAUGAGUUGGUGGACCUGAUUGAUGAGCUACUGGAAAGAGAUGCUGGCACUGUCAACAGUGCAAUUAUAGUGGGACGCAGUGGUGAGGAUGAAUCACAAGAGGAUGUGUUGAUGGAUGAAGCCCCAUCCAACAUUAGCCAAGCUUCCACUCUACAGGCCAACCGUGAAGACUCUAUGAACAUCCUGGAACCAGAAGAUGAGGAACACACUCAGGAGGAAGACUCCAGUGGUAGCAACGAUGACGAAGACAGUCAAGAUGAGGAAGAAGAAGAGGAGGAAGAGGAGGAGGAAGAUCAGGAUGAUGAAGAAGGAGAUGAGGAUGAUGAUGAUGAGGGCUCAGAAAUGGAACUGGAUGAAGAUUUCCCUGACAUCAAUGCUGCACCACAUAUUCGAUUUGAGAGGUUUGACAGGGAUGAUGACCUCAUCAUAGAGUUUGACAACAUGUUUUCCAACAAUGCUGACAUCCCUCCCUCCCCAGGCAACAUCCCUAGCUCUCACCCACUGAUGGUGCGCCAUGCUGACCAUGGUUCCCUCACUCUAGGUGUGGCGGGCACUAGCAGCCGUCUGGCACAGGGUAUGGGUCGCAGCCAGCGAACACUGCGUCAGCUCACUGCCAACAGUGGGCACACCAUCCAUGUCCACUACCCUCACAACCGCCAGCCUAACCCUCCGCUUAUCUUGCAAAGAUUGUUGGGCCCCAGUGCUGCAGCAGACAUUUUACAGCUGUCCAGUUCUCUGCCUCUGCAGUCCCGUGGUCGUGCCAGGCUUUUGGUUGGAAAUGAGGACGUGCAUAUCAUUGCUCGUUCUGAUGAUGAGCUGUUGGAUGACUUUUUCCAUGAGCAGAGCAGCACCGGAGGACAAGCAGGCACCCUCUCUAGUAUUCCCACUGCCCUUACUAGAUGGACUGAUGAGUGUAAGGUGCUGGAUGCUGAAAGUAUGCACGACUGCGUAGCAGUGGUGAAGGUGCCUAUCCUGCAGCAUCUGGAAAGUCUAAGGGAUGAGGAACUGGAAGAGCGCAGGGAGAAGAGGAGAAGGCAGCUGGCUGAAGAAGAGGAAUCAAAACAGAAUGAGAGGAGGGCUUCUGGAGCUGAACAAGCCAGAGAACAGAGUUUACAGGGUUCUGGAUUGGGAACAGUUAAUGGUGCAGAGAACACUGCAGAAGGUGAGCAGGCUCAAGGUGGAGCGAUGUCAUGUCUGGACCCACCCAGAGUCUCUGAGGGCUUCCUUACUGCUCCCCCAUCUGGAGAGGUCACCCCAACCACACCUGCUCCUCAUGAACAAGCCCUAGUCUCCCUGGAGACUGCUAUUAGUCAGCAGGUCCACCAGCCAAUUGCUGACCUGCUACUGGCUGAGUCGCAUGCCAGCUCGUUGGCUGCUCUGGCAGGACCUGGCCUUCCACCCUUAUCAGCAGCUGAGAGGCUAAACAGUGAAGCCGAAGCAUCUCAGAUGGAAAUGUCCCCGGCACCCACAAUUGGUGAGAGGGUCGGAGAAAGUGGUGGUGGAGGAGCGUUGGAUGAAGGCAGGGAAGCAUCCCUAAGUCCAGACAUUGUGGAGAACUCAGAGCCUGCAGUAGUAGGUGUAUCACAGCUGGAAGGGUCACCCAUGGAUACCAGCAGCCCUGCCUCUGCUACCCAGGAAGAAGCUGCUCCCAACCCUGCCCAGACAGCUCAGUUGUCUCAGGAGCUCUCCGGCAGUGGAGAGAGUGGGCUGACUGACAGGCAGACAGAUGCAGACACCGGUUCUACGUCUGUUUCCUCCCCUGGGGAAACGAUGCCCAGGAGUGAUAGUGCCGAUAGCCAGUCUCAAGCUAUCCAAGAAGAGCCUCUCCCAUCCACCAGCAAUGAGGAGGAAGACCCACUUGCAGGCAUCAGUCUGCCAGAAGGUGUUGAUCCUUCAUUCUUAGCAGCCCUUCCUGAGGACAUCCGUCGAGAGGUGUUGCAGAAUCAACUUGGCAUCAGACCACCCUCCCGUCCUCCUGCUGCCACCACUCUUUCCUCUUCAACUGCACCUGUUCUAGGAGGACCAGGGGUUACAGAGGUCAGCCCCGAGUUCCUGGCAGCACUGCCACCUGCCAUCCAGGAGGAGGUUCUUGCCCAGCAACGAGCAGAGCAGCAGCGAAGGGAGCUAGCCCAGCAGCCACCACAAGGAGAUACUCCCCUGGAUCCAGUCACCUUCAUCCAAACGCUGCCUUCAGAGCUCCGUCGUAGUGUCCUCGAAGACAUGGAGGACAGUGUGUUGGCUGUCAUGCCCCCAGACAUCGCUGCAGAAGCAGCAGCUUUGCGUAGAGAGCAAGAGGCACGUCAGAGACAACUGAUGCAUGAGAGGCUAUUUGGUCAUAGUUCAUCUUCAGCCCUCUCAGCCAUCUUGCGUUCACCAGCCUUCACCAGUCGGUUGGGGAGCAAUCGUGGCGUCCAGUACACCCGACUAGCUGUCCAAAGAGGAGGAACAUUUCAAAUGGGUGGAGGAACAAACCACAGACCAUCCAGUUCAAGUGUGGAUUCUUUGUUGCGUCUUCGUGGACGAUUGCUGCUGGACCAUGAGGCCUUGUCCUGUCUGCUGGUUUUGCUGUUUGUAGAUGAACCGAAGCUUAACACCAGCCGACUUCAUCGUGUGCUCAGGAACCUCUGCUACCAUUCUCAAACACGUGGGUGGGUCAUCCGCAGUCUGUUAUCAAUUCUCCAACGCAGCAGCGAGAGCGAGGUAUGUGUGGAGACCUCACGUCUAGAAGAUUCCCGUGGCAAAAGAAGUGCCCAGGGAGCCUGUGGAGGAAAAGGCUCUGCAACCUCCUCCCUCUCUUCGUCAUCUUCAUCCUCUUCCUCCAUAGAGCUUUUAAAUCGGGUGGAGUCUCGUAGUUCCAGCCAGCUUUCCUGGCUCUCUGUCUCUAUGGAUGCAGCCUUGGGCUGCCGGACAAAUAUUUUCCAGAUUCAGCGAGCAUCAGGUAGGAAGCAUGCUGAUCGGCAUUCAGCUGGUAGUUCCACUGGAUCCGGAACACUAGGGGGAGGAAUGUCAGGCCCUACUACAGGAGUCACAUGUGCUGGAGGUGGAGGCUCCACAGUUCACAUCCACCCACAAGCUGCUCCAGUAGUCUGUCGACAUGUGUUGGACACACUCAUCCAGUUAGCUAAGGUGUUCCCCAGCCACUUCACCCAGCAGCGAUGUAAGGAUUUGUCAGCUUUGUCCUCAGACCUGGAUUCUCGUCUUUGUUCAGGUCCCUCUGGGGGAGUGAGCAUAGGUGGGGGCUCCAGGUCAGGGUCUCAGUCUCAAAACAACCCUAAUGCCUCUGGCACCCAGAACUCCUUUGGGUCUUCUGGUGUGACUCCUCAGUCUCUGGGCAUCUCCACAGAUUUUUGGGACCUGCUUGUCAAGCUUGACAACAUGAAUGUCAGCCGCAAGGGCAAGGCCUCCAUGAAGACAGUGCCUCUGGGUGCUAACGCAGAGGCUGAGGGAGUACAGUUCAGCUUAGAGACUUCUCCUCUUGGUCAGCUUAUGAACAUGCUGUCUCAUCCUGUAAUCAGGCGUAGCUCCUUACUCACUGAAAAGCUCCUGCGCCUGCUCUCCCUCAUUUCUAUUGCCCUGCCUGACAACAAGGCCACUGAGGUGCCUGCUGGACAUCCUACCCCACAGGCUGCCAAUCCCAACAUGGCAAGCUCAGGAGCAACAGUCUCAGUCACAACACAGGGCACAACCUCAGUGGGCUCUAUCCAGCCCACUGUGGUAGUCCCAGGGGCCUCUGUAGGCUCGGUAGCCCAGGGUACAUCCUCAGGGACAAAUUUGGCAACCUCCCAGACAUCCUGUACAACAAUCUCUAUACCCACUUCAACUGGAACAACCUCUACAGGAAAACACAGAGGCACUAUUGGCAAUACAGAGAGCGACAAGAUGGCCUCCUCCGGACUCACGGAGAAACAACUUCAACUUUCUGUGGAGGUGUUGACAUCUCAUUCAUGUUCAGAGGAGGGUCUUGAGGAUGCUGCUAACAUUCUGCUGCAGUUAUCAAGAGGAGAUGGUGUCACCAGAGACACGGUGCUCAGACUGCUGCUCAGUGGAGCUAGACAUCUCGGAUACACUCUUUGCAAGCAGAUUGGCACAUUACUGGCUGAACUCAGAGAGUACAACUUGGAGCAGCAGAGACGGGCACAAAGUGACUCACACUCCCCGGAUGGACCUCCUGAGGAUUCGUCCAUAUCAGCCAGAUUAAAGGGCAAGAUGACCAGCAGGUUUGAUGGGUCAGAGAGCGUGGUGAUUGUGGCCGCACAGAAGCGUACACUAGGGGGACGUGAAUUGCAGCUUCCCUGCAUGAGCUCACUAACAUCAAAGACUUCUACACAGAAGUUUUUCUUGCGAGUGCUGCAGGUUAUUAUCCAGCUACGUGAAGACACGCGGCGGGCCAAUAAAAAAGCCAAACAGACAGGCCGAUUGGGCUCCACCAGUUUGGGUUCAGCCAGCAGUAUCCAGGCUGCAGUGCGUCAACUUGAAGCUGAGGCUGACGCCAUCAUCCAGAUGGUGAGAGAGGGGCAACGUGCACGUCGUCUCCAACAGGCCCCCCCACCCAGUGCCCCCUCUGCCUCUGCUGCCAUUGCUGCCGGAUCCUCAGUGGCUGCCCCUCAUGCUCCCACUGGUGCUGCUCCCCCUGCUGGCACAGCUGCUGCUGCCACGUCUGAAGUGCAGUCAGUGCCAGAAGCUCAAGCAGCACAAAGGGAUGAUUCUCCAAUGGAUGUGGACCAGCCAUCUCCUCUAGAGCAGGACCCUGCACCUCUAGAUGAAGAGGGAAAUGGUCAGUCAGAGAGUGAGGAGAAACUUCCAGACCUGCCUUUGCUCAGUGAGCAGCUGUUAUUGGAUGAAUUAUGGGACAUGCUUGGGGAGUGCCUAAAAGAGCUGGAGGAGUCCCAUGACCAGCAUGCCGUACUAGUUCUCCAGCCUGCUGUGGAGGCCUUCUUUCUGGUUCAUGCCACUGAACGUGAGAGCAAACCUCCUGUUAGGGACACGCGGGAGAGCCAGCUUUCACACAUCAAAGAUGAGCCUCCUCCACUGUCCCCAGCACCCCUUACACCUGCCACACCUUCAUCCCUAGACCCAUUCUUUUCCAGGGAACCAUCCUCCAUGCAUAUCUCUUCAAACCUGCCACCUGAUACCCAGAAAUUCCUCCGGUUUGCUGAAACUCACCGCACAGUGCUUAAUCAGAUUUUGCGGCAGUCUACCACUCACCUGGCUGAUGGGCCUUUUGCAGUCCUGGUUGACUACAUUCGCAUCCUGGACUUUGACGUUAAGAGAAAGUAUUUCCGCCAGGAAUUAGAACGACUGGAUGAGGGUCUGAGGAAAGAGGACAUGGCUGUGCACGUGAGACGAGACCAUGUGUUUGAGGACUCAUACAGAGAGCUUCAUCGCAAGAGCCCAGAGGACAUGAAGAAUAGGCUGUACAUUGUGUUUGAAGGGGAGGAGGGCCAGGAUGCUGGUGGCCUGCUGAGGGAAUGGUACAUGAUCAUUUCCCGGGAAAUGUUCAACCCAAUGUACGCUUUGUUCCGUACUUCACCAGGGGACCGUGUCACCUACACCAUAAAUCCUUCAUCCCACUGCAAUCCCAACCACCUCAGCUACUUCAAGUUUGUGGGUCGCGUUGUGGCCAAGGCAGUUUAUGAUAACCGGCUACUGGAGUGCUACUUCACCCGCAGCUUCUACAAGCACAUCCUGGGCAAGAGUGUCAGGUACACAGACAUGGAAAGUGAGGACUACCCAUUCUUCCAAGGUUUGGUGUACUUGUUAGAGAAUGAUGUGUCUACACUGGGCUAUGAGCUGACAUUCAGCACAGAGGUCCAGGAGUUUGGGGUGUGUGAAGUGAGAGACCUCAAGCCAAAUGGCGCCAAUAUUCUUGUCACAGAAGAAAACAAAAAAGAGUAUGUGCACUUGGUGUGCCAGAUGAAGAUGACGGGUGCAAUCCGCAAACAGCUGGCAGCCUUCCUUGAAGGAUUCUAUGAGAUCAUCCCGAAACGGCUGAUUUCCAUCUUCACAGAGCAGGAACUGGAGCUGCUCAUUUCUGGCCUGCCUACCAUUGACAUUGAUGACCUGAAGGCCAACACUGAAUAUCAUAAAUACCAGUCCAGCUCAAUCCAGAUCCAGUGGUUUUGGAGGGCCUUGCGGUCCUUUGACCAGGCAGAUCGGGCCAAGUUUCUGCAGUUCGUCACUGGCACAUCGAAGGUUCCUCUCCAGGGAUUUGCUGCUCUGGAGGGCAUGAAUGGCAUCCAGAAGUUCCAAAUUCACCGUGAUGAUCGGUCAACCGACCGCCUACCAUCUGCUCAUACCUGCUUUAACCAGCUGGACCUUCCAGCCUAUGAGAGCUACGAGAAGUUGAGACAUAUGCUGCUGUUGGCCAUUCAGGAAUGCUCAGAGGGAUUCGGACUGGCUUAAUCCACAAGACUUUUAACACACACAGACAUGCAUACACUUAAUUUAGGUUUGCCUACUCAUGACACAUUCACACUGAUAACCUCUGAACGCACGCACACACUAUCAUAGAUAUUUCUGGAUUAAUUGUUGAAUGGCCUAGUCUUGCUGGUUUCUAUUCCAUAUAAAACAUAUGAAACCAGCAAGUGAAAUAGACUGAUUGACAUUGCAUACAACACGGAGAGCCUCAUUUUGACACGGAUGUGUCUCCCUUCCCAAUUUAUGGUAAAUGCAAUGGAGGAUUCAGAGGAUAAAACAUGGACUAAUAUAAGACGUUUUCUUCAUUUAGUUUGAUUUCUCUGUACAAAAGGUUUGGGAGUUUAUUAUGUUCAAUCUUUUUUGUUUUCUGGCUGUGUAUAAAGAAAAAAAAAGAAUGUUGUUUGAACAGGAUGGUUAUAAAACCUUUGGGGAAAAAAUGUUGGUGGUUGCCUGUUGCAAAUUUGUGACUUCACAAGCCUGGACAAUGGGAAACAUUUUUAUGAACGACUUAAAGUUUUGGUGAUAUCCACAAAAAUGCACUUUUCAAAGUUUUGUGGCAUUUUUAAGGAAGGAUGGUACAAAAAAUAAAGAGAAAACUUGAAGGUGAUGAAGACAAAAAAAACCCAACAAAUUCUAGAGUAUUUUUGACUAUUAAAUUGCUGACCCAGCCUUGAGCCUUUGAAUCAGAGUGGAAUAACUACAUGAAUAAAUGCAUAAAAUUC